Messenger RNA from Hibiscus syriacus, 2364 nucleotides. RefSeq names its product cation/H(+) antiporter 4-like. The record is from RefSeq and is a predicted model, not a curated record. The coding region runs from base 1 to 2364 and encodes 787 amino acids. The transcript is spliced from 3 exons. Gene Ontology annotation, biological process: regulation of pH; proton transmembrane transport. Gene Ontology annotation, cellular component: endomembrane system; membrane. Gene Ontology annotation, molecular function: antiporter activity. Lineage: Eukaryota; Viridiplantae; Streptophyta; Magnoliopsida; Malvales; Malvaceae.
AUGUCACGUCUCAAUAAAACAAUCGACGGCAAUGGAAUGGGUCAAAUGGAAAAACUGGUAGAGGUUUGUCUUGUAUUUCCUCCCAAAGUCACCUCUCCAGGCUUGCCUGCAUUGCUUCUUGAAAAAGAUAGAAAUGGAAAGCUCUUGGAUUAUUCUGGGCCCAGACUUCAACUCCAGAUGCUUGUGAUCUUCGUUCUCACGCAGAUACUUCACAGUCUGUUAAAAAACCUGGGACUUCCAUUGUUCAUUUCCCAGAUUCUUGCAGGGAUAAUACUUGGUCCUACGUUUUUUGGUGAUCAAUUUUCUUUGGUUACCAUAUCGGAGGAUAGUGUUCCAAUUUUGGGGACGGUGGGAGAUUUCGGCAUACUGUUCUUUUUGUUUUUAAUUGGUGUGAAGACUGACGUUAGCUCGAUAUUCAAUUCCGGGAUGAAGGCCGUGUAUAUUGGUAUCCUCACCGUGCUUGUGCCUCUGGCCUCUUGUAUGAUAACGAUUACGAUACUUCAAGGUGGUGGCGAUUUGAAUUUGGGCAGAAGUUUCUUUCUCGCGACAACGUAUGCUGGGACUUCGUUCCCUGUCAUACAAUACCUUCUCACGGAGUUGAGAAUCCUGAAUUCUGAACUCGGUAGGCUAGGAUUAUCGGCUGCGCUUAUAGGUGACAUAGUGACAAUAGUUAUGACGUUGUUUGGCAUUUUGUUGAGAGUAUGGUUUAUAAACGGAACAAAAAUGGCUCUAAGUCAUAUUGGAUUGGCUAUGUUUGUUACUGUAAUUGGAGCGUUUGUGCUGCGACCUGCAAUGAAAUGGAUGGAGAAACAAACGUCCGAGACUGGCCAUAUAAAAGAUGUAUGCUUCUAUGUCGUUGUUGUGGUCUUCAUGUUGUCGCCUCGACUUUCCGGACUGAUUCAUUUACAAGCUAAAUAUGGUCCGAUCAUGCUUGGUUUGGUUGUACCGGAAGGACCACCUUUGGGUUCUGCUCUGGUCGAAAAGCUAGACCCUAUUACUUCGGAACUAUUUUUGCCUGUGUUCCUUGCAACAAGCGGCAUGAGGUGCAAUCUAUCUAACCUUAAAGAACCUACCCAGUUCACCAAGGACCAUGCAGUUGGAGCCGCGGUCGCACUUGUUAUGAAAUUUGGGGUCUCUUGGGUGUUGGCCAUGUUCUGCGAGAUGCCCAUAAGGGAUUCUGUAGCAUUUUCUCUUAUCAUGAUUUCCAAAGGCAUCGUUGAGAUUGCUUCCUACAGCUCCAUGAGCGACAUGAGAGUUAUGACGAAUGUUAUGUUUUGUUUCUUGAUGAUUAUGGUCAUUUUCGUGUCAAGCGUUGUGCCAAUACUAGUGAAAUGGCUUUAUGAUCCAUCUAAGAAGUAUUUAUGCUUCAAGAAAAGGACAAUCAUGAAUACCAAACUCAAUCAGGAGCUGCGGCUGAUCGGUUGUAUUCACGUACCGGGUAAUGUUAACUCUAUUAUCAGUCUACUGCAUGCCUGCUGUCUAACCAGAGAGAGCUCCAUUGCUCUAGAUGUUCUUCACCUAGUCAAGCUCAGUGGACGAGCCACACCGGUUUUCAUUGCUCAUAACGGGAUAACGAAAACCAUGUUGAACCGCUCGUACUCCGAGAACGUCAUUGUCGCUUUCAGUGAGUUUCAGCGAAACAAUUCAGAAGCUGUAUCGGUGAAAGUUUUCACCGCGGUCUCACCACCGAAUUCUAUGUAUGAGGAUAUAUGUAAGCUUGCCGUGGACCGACUCACAUCGUUUAUAAUACUUCCGUUUCACCGGUGGUGCAUCGACGGGAGCACCGAAUCGGAAGAUCAAACCAUCAGAAACCUGAAUUUCAGCAUCCUCGAAAUGGCACCUUGCUCGGUAGGGAUCCUUGUUGACGUACGCCGCAAUCUAAAAGGCCUCAAAAUCAAAGAUAAAUCACCAUCAUCCUUAAACAUUGCUGUGAUAUUCAUCGGGGGACAAGAUGAUAGAGAGGCUCUAGCUUUAGCUAAACGCAUUUCCCUAGACGAAAGUGUUAGUCUUACCGUAAUUCAUCUCAAAGCAAAGAUCAGCUUAGACAGCUUUCGGGCUGAGAACGAUGGAGUGCUUGAUGAUGAGAUGUUAUGCGAUAUCAGAGGAAGUGUAAAGUUAACGUACCUUGAGGAACAAGUAGAAGAUGGAACUGAAACUUCAAAAUUUCUUCGAUCCAUUGUAGAAAACUAUCAGCUUAUCAUUGUUGGGAGGAGAUAUAAGUAUGAAGAUCCACAAACCUUGGGUCUGGGAGAAUGGUGUGAAUUUCAAGAAAUUGGGAUUAUUGGAGACUUGCUUUCAUCUUCAGAUUUUGUUGGCAAUUAUUUCUUGUUGAUUGUUCAACAGCAGCAGCAAAGGUCUGCCUAA